UCAAUUCAAUUCAAUUUCUGUUAUUGCUUCAAUCCCUUCAGAUUUAGAGAGCUAAGUAUAAUGGAGAAAGCACACACUAAAUCUUCUCUCAAGGCAAAAGAUGAAGCCAAGGAGAGACUCUAUGACAAAUCCAAGGCAACCCCAAAGACUACAGCCAAGGAAAAUACUAAGCCCCAAGAAUUCAAACUCCACACAGAGCAAAGAGCAUACAAACGUGCAAUGUUCAAUUAUUCUGUCGCCACCAAGCUAUACCUCAUGGAGCUACAAAAGAAACAAAUAGAGAAGGUCCAAAAGAUCAUGGAAGAAGAGGAGAUUCGCAUGCUGAGAAAGGAAAUGAUUCCAAGAGCCCAGUUGAUGCCUUUCUUUGAUAGACCUUUCUUCCCACAAAGAUCAAACAGACCCUUGACAAUACCAAGAGAGCCAAGUUUCCGCAUGUUGAACAGCAAGUGUUGGAGCUGCAACUCAGGGAAUGAACUCUACCAUUUUGAACAUGCACAAGCUUGGAACUACUAAACGAACCACAUUUCCUAGGGAAAAUUUGUAAAAUAUAUGUAAUAUACUUGGCGGGUGUUUCUGUACAACAGCAUAUUCUAGUCAUAGAUAACUUUCACUUCUUCUCUGAUAAGUCAUGAGUGUGUUGAUAGUACUGUAGCAACAUUUAAGAUCUCUUUUAGGAAGUGUGAAUGUGAUUAUAUAUAGCCAUGACCCCUCCUUUCAAUGGGUUCUUUUCACACACUAAUAAUGUGAAUGCUUUUUUGUACUACAUUUUGUUUCAUCAAUGAGUAAAUAUUAUGCCUUUUUUUGCAUAA
Hevea brasiliensis (rubber tree) is the source of this 809-nucleotide messenger RNA. Its product is annotated as microtubule-destabilizing protein 60. The record is from RefSeq and is a predicted model, not a curated record. Gene Ontology annotation, biological process: activation of protein kinase activity; mitotic spindle assembly; regulation of mitotic spindle organization. NCBI's taxonomy places the organism in Eukaryota, Viridiplantae, Streptophyta, Magnoliopsida, Malpighiales, Euphorbiaceae. Gene Ontology annotation, molecular function: protein kinase activator activity; microtubule binding. Bases 61 to 513 code for a protein of 150 amino acids. Gene Ontology annotation, cellular component: nuclear microtubule; mitotic spindle. The transcript is spliced from 6 exons.